GAAUGCAGCAUGCCGAGCGGAAGAACGACACUUUUUCUUUCAAAAAUGUAAAACUUUAUUGAUAGGCAACAGUGUCAUACCGGAUGUGGAUGUUGUUUUGUGUGUGUUUAUUUGUUUCUGAUGUUUUUAGUCUUCUUUAAUGUUGGUCACAUGACCAAAGCGGCAGCCUCGGGCUAUAAUAGACUAAAGUUACCCUCCGGGUAAGCCACAUAGCAAGACCAGAUGAAUGCGCGACAGUCUGAGGCGUCUUCUGUGUCCUCUGUCAGUCCUUUGGGUCCAAGUUAGCUGGUUAUCUUCAACCAAACUCCAGCCUGCAGGCAGAAUCAUGUCCGGCGUUCAGAUCCGAAAGUUCCAGGAGGAGGACGCGGAGAGCGUGAAGGAGGUGUUCACAUUGGGCAUGAGCGAGCACAUCCCCUCCUCCUUUAUGCACGUUCUCAAACAGUCUCUGACCCAGAUGGUGCUGAUGUGCACCUUCUGCGCGCUGGUGACCAGCUCCCAGUCCUUCCUGCUGCCCAUCCUGGCCGUCACCCUGCUGCUGGCGGGGGCCCGUCUGGGCAUCAUUUACAUGUUCAACAGGUACAUCGAGGCUACGCUCAGCGGCGACCUCCGGGACGUGACCAACAGCUACCUGAGGAGCCAGGACUCCUGCUUCUGGGUGGCUGAAAGCGAGGGCCGGGUGGUGGGCACGGUGGCCUGCCUGCCUGCAGAGAACGCGCCGGGCUGCUUAGAGCUGAAACGCAUAUCGGUGCGGCGCAGCCACCGCGGCCGGGGCAUCGCAAAGGCUCUGUGCAGGACGGUGGCUGACUUCACCCGGGACAGGGGUUAUGCCGCUGUGGUCCUAUACACCUCCAUGGUGCAGACAGACGCUCAGAAGCUCUACGAGCACAUGGGCUACAAGAAGAUCAGGGAGUUUGCUGCACCUGAAGUUGCGGCCAAAGUCUUGAACUUCAUGCUGUACGAGUACAGACUGGAUCUGUAUGGGGAGGGGGUGCAGGGAUGGUAAAACUGAUGCAUUAUGGUCCGGCAUCGACUUUACUUCAGGACCGGUGAAGAACAGACACGUACAAGUCACACUUUUGAGAUGUUUGGACUUUACUUUUUAACUGUGAAAGGGUUUGACUAAAUCUGAUUAGAAUUAUUGCUGUGAACUCUUCUACAGAAUACAUAAAAUAAACACUGGAAGACUGUACUACUACUAUUCAUUUAUUUUUAAAUGUUAGAUCAAACUCCUGCUUUUGCCAGUAACAUAUUAAGUUUUUAAAAAUGACACAAAUCUGACUACUUUUUGAAAAAAAAUCAACAUUAUUUAUAUGGCACUUUUUCAGUUCUAAAACACCUCAAAGUGCUUUACAUUAAAUAAAUAAUUAUUAUUUUAUUACAAGCGUACCACACUGUGGAGCUUUGUAUUUCAUUGUUUGAUUAAUAAUAUUUUCUCUUAUUUUUUCUUGUUAUUCUUUGCUUUUUGCUAACUUGUAAUUUAAUUUUCUCAUGUCCUCAUUAUUUUGUGUUAAAGUUUUAUGAUUUUUGUUUUGGGUGCACUUGACCACGUUUUGUAAACGUUGUCAUUUUAAAUAAAGUUUUUUUUCUAAUCA
Molecule: messenger RNA, 1592 nt
Organism: Oryzias melastigma (Indian medaka)
Lineage: Eukaryota; Metazoa; Chordata; Actinopteri; Beloniformes; Adrianichthyidae
Product: N-acetyltransferase 8
Exons: 2
Coding region: 227-1003 (258 amino acids)
Molecular function (GO): N-acetyltransferase activity
Source: RefSeq, a predicted model, not a curated record